Messenger RNA from Moneuplotes crassus, 1972 nucleotides. The record is from the annotation of a GenBank genome assembly. Lineage: Eukaryota; Ciliophora; Spirotrichea; Euplotida; Euplotidae.
UAAGAAGAGAGUAAUGUCCAAUAAAAUGAGAAGAGGGACUAUUAGUCCAGGAACAUUCAUGUCACCCAAAAACAGAAGCUCAAUACUUGGUAAAUCAACAAGUCUAGCAAGCUUGAAAACAGAUACUAAAAUGGCUUCUGAAAUGAUAGCUAGCUUACAGAAAUCUAAAUUUGAUUCUUCUGCUAAUAGUAGAAGUAAUAAAGCAAAAAUUCAGAAGAAAUAUAGUAGAAACAUAAAAUACCCUAGAAACUUCAAAAAUCCUUCAUCUCUCAACCAAAACCAGUCAAUUAUCAGCCUAAAAUCUACCAGAAAACCAUCAAUUCUCAAAAAGAACAGGAACAGCUUGCCUAGAGAUAACUCUAAGUAAAUAGGUCUUCUUCAAAAUCCAAAAAGUACAAACUCAAGGAGAAGCCUGUGUCUAAGGAUGCUAAGAAGAAUUAUGAUAGCUUCUCAAGAGGCCACGAAGGAAUGGAUUUCAAAGGCAGCAGCAAAACACUUAAUGUUUUUAAUACGUUAAAGGCAAAGAUAUAUCAAAACUUACCCAAAAAUGCGACUAUGCUAAAUUCUCCGUCUCGGAAUGGAGCCCCGAGACAGAAUUAUACUGUGGGGUAUAAUGAUUGAUCGCCUCAUUAUUCUAAUGAGGAGACUAAGACUACUGAUAGGAAAUUUGCAUUAAGCUCUUUUGACAAUGCUCCCAAGUCAAACUUGUUCCAGCAAAUUAAGACUAAGAGGCAGCAAGAGCAACGAGAGAAUUCUGUGUUUAUCAAAAAGCUUGAGGAAGAUCUUCUCAGCCAUUACAAUUAUUACUGUAAUUGUAAGGAUGGAAAGAACUUCAGUGCUGAAUAUGAGAUCAAGGAUGCAACCAACAAAGCUCUUGACAAAGUCAAGAACCUAGUCAACAAGAAUCUCUCGAAUGUGAUCAAGAUCGCUCAGAGAUCCUUCAAUGAUUGUAUGGAAGUCAUGAUGGAGACAUGAAAGAAGAGGGAAAAAGCUGUAUCUAAAGCUAAUCAGAAGUCCAAAGAUCUCGAAUCUAGGAUUCAAGACUUGGAAAAGCAAACUGAGCUCCUUGAAAAUGAGAAUGCUAAGCUACAGAAAGAAAAGAAGAAAGCCAACGCAAAGCUUAAGAAUUUACAAAAAGAAUCCAAUUUGUUUAUGGGUAAAUUUGACGAAGCCAAGAUUCUCAAGGAAAUCAAAGAUCUGAUAGCUGAGAACGAGAACAUCAGAGAUUUCGCAAGGGAAAUUAAGAGUGAACUGGAGUACGGCAGGCAACGGGAAAAUAAGUUGAUGUAUUUCCUCUAUGUUUUGCAGAAAAAGGAGUUCCCAGUGUAUGAUAUCUUUGAAGCAGAUAUAAAAUCUAUCCCGACUUAUAGAUUCUCCAUCAAUCUUGAUGAGGAGUAUAAGAAACUUUAUGAGGAGUUUAACCCUCCUCAUGGAACAAGUUCGACAGGGAAGACUCUUAAGUUAUUAAAUAAUCAGAAUGUUGGGGUAGAUAGCAGUGUAAAUUCUUCAUUACCGCUUGAGACAGGACCUGCUCCUGCUCAGAACAAGCCUAUGAUCGUUCCUGAUUUAGAUCUGAAUGGGAUCUUAAAUAAACAGUUGAAGAAGCAGCCAGAGAAUACAAACUUCGCUCAAGAUAAAUUCAUUAAAAACAAAGGUGCUAUGAGCGCUGGAUUAGCUGAGUACAACAGAGAGUGCUCAGAAGAUCCCUCUGAGGAAGAAGACUGUGACUGUACUUAUUGCCGUGAGCUCCAUCAUUCCUCUGAAAAUUCAAAUAUUCAGGAGAAUUUGAGUGGCUCAAACUCUCUAUGCAAUAAGAUACUCUCUCCAGAAGAUAUUGAAGCCAGAAACAGACGAGUCGAACAGAUUCUCAAGAGGGAUGAUUAUCAAAAUUACAGACUGAUCAGAGACCUAAACAAAAUGCAAGAGAUGGCAGAGUCUUUUAACCAAAGUCAAAAAUAAAUUCAAUAUACAA